AUGGAGUUUAAGCAGUGGGUGGAGAAUCGUUACCGGCAUCCGGUUGUGUUGGUGUUUGCUAGUCCCAUGACAGAACAGGCAUGUCGGCGUAAUGGCAUGGAUUUAGUUCAGAUGCUCCGACCCUUCUCUGUUCAUCCAACGGAGCUCUUUGCCCACAUUGGAGAUCGCGCUGACACUAUACAGGUGCGCAAAUUCGGCGUACGAUUCACGCGUCUGGAUUGUGUGCGUGAGGUGGAGGCGCUGCAGUCUGCACGUUACUUCCGUCACUUGCUGCGUGAUCACGUGGCGAUGGAGUUGGCAUACGGGGAACAACUGGACCGUGCCAUGUCGUUUUUAUUGAAGGAAAAUGGUGGCGUUGUGGAGGAGCCACGGCUUUCUGCGCAGGUGGCAUCGCAGCUGUUGGAGCGUUCCCACCCUGCGUGGUACUCACAAUUUAUUCGCGACUACGCGUAUGUGGUGCGCUGCAGCCACUUUGAUACCAUUGACCACCCGGUGGGGUGCAUUUACGCCGCCUCGACACUUGAGGAAGGUGGCAUUGAUGGUAUUAUGCGGGAAUUUAGAGAACAACAAAAGCAACCUGUCGAUACACGGCGCAACAUGCCAUGCAUGGACGAUGAGCUGCACAGUUACUUUCUACUCGUACAUGACAUAACGGAAGGGCCGCCGAUUGAGGAGGUGCGACGCAUGCUCGCGGCGGUGAAGGCGCAAUACGGCCAUGCGCACUGUGCCGUGGUGAAGAUCAACUCUGUUGUGAACCCACAGGACGUGAAGAACAUGGACCCGUCGCUAUGGAUCGAUGCAAAUCGACUCGCACUUGACGUCCCCUCCCGCUCGGCCGUACAUUUGGCGCAGCCGUCACAACAGACAAAUCAAAUGUCUUCCCCUGGAGACGGCGUUGUGAGGGGCAACAACAACAACAACAGCAGCAGCAGCAGUGGUGGUGGUGGUGGUGGUGGUGAACAAAAACCGGUCAGCGGCUCAUCGAGUGCCACGGUGAAUGUCGUAUUUACUGCUGAGAACAGCAGUUACCCCAAUAGCGAGAAUUCCAGCAGCACACCCGCAUCUCUGCACUUCCCGCGUGUGCACACCAUGUUCGGGAAGUGGCCAAACGGCAUGGCCAAGAUUACCGGCUGCCAUAUGAGUCCAGAGGAUGUGGAAGGCUUGCGUGAUGUUGUGACGUAUUACCUCUCACGAUGUCUCUUCAACUUUCUCGAGCGGAAGCUGCGGGUUUUGGUGCUGACAAUCAAUGAAAAACGUACGACAACAUUUGGUAAGGUCGCCGCGUGGUUCCGUAACAAGGACGAGGUGAAACCCAAGACUGACAGUUGGGUCGCGAGCCACGAUGGCAGCCCCACGAAGUAUCUUGCAGGGUCCUUGGAAAUGCAGAUGCGACGCGCUGCGGAUAUUCUGCUGGCGCUUGCGGACUACGAUUCCGCAAUUAGUUACUACCGGAUGUGCCGCAAUGAGUUGCUCUCGACGGUGUCGUUACGGGAGUUCAAUAAACCGCUCAUUGCGGCUUGCCAGGAGGGAAUUGGUGUGUGUGAAUUUUUGCAGGGUCGUUUGCCGCUACCGAGCCUGGCGCCGUGGAUGACAGGAGGCACGUCGUCUAAAAACAGUGGUGACUGUCGAUUGGAGGUUGCGCAGAAUGACUACGUGGAAUGUCGAGUGCAUACAUACGCUUUCCGCUUGUCCCUCAUGCUUUACGAGUACAGUCGUACACGGUCUCCACCGGCAUUGGAUCGUGCUGCAGCUUCACUGAUACAUGUUCAACGUGUUGGGAUAGCGUACAGAAAUAAGUUGUAUUCCGCAAUAUUACAUGAGCUGCUUGCGUCUGUUUCACUUUUCCUCAAUCCGCCACAACCCGCAGGGAUGACAAUACCGGCCUUGUUACCUAACAAUUUCUUGCUGCGUUCUCAUGUUCGACAGUACGCGCGCCAAAUGAUCAUUGCGGGUAGUGCGUAUCUAGACGACAACCUUAUUGAGAAUGCAUUGCGUUGUUACCUGCGUGCCCUACGUGUGUGUGGCAGUGUUGGACGUCGUGGCAGUUGGCAACUUAUAUUUGAGCACAUUCACACGCUUUUAGCCCACAUGUACCGUAAAAUUGGAAACCAAAUACGCGGGAUGGUUAUGGCGUCCAUCGCCGUUUCUAUGGCGACGCCUAUGUACAGUAAUCUGCGUACAGGACUUCGCAACUUUGAAUCAUUUUGGAGUCGGCAGCGACAGGUAAUGGAGAAUCUCGGCUACAAAAUCUGCCCACACAUGGUUGCGCCAUGUAUUUUGCCGGAGUCCAUUCGCGUCAGCGCAAAUGCGUUUCAUUGUGAUGAAGUGACAAGGCAGGAGUCACAGGUGGUGAGUGAUGAGCUGGCGGAGGUGGAAUGGCACAAGAUGGAAGACAAACUACGGCAGCAUUACACGGGAUACGCAUCCAGUUCUCCACGCCACCAGCUGAAUUUUCGAGAGGAGAUUAGAAAGACGCAGCGAGAUAAUGCCGUGGUAUGUAUGCGGCGUUAUUCGAUGCACCUCACAGAACCAUUGGAAAUCACUGUAACGCUGCGGAAUCCCAUUGGUGGUCCGCUUACGGCAGAGAAACUCUGUCUCUUGUAUGUUGCUAAGCAAAAACCCGAUCAGUUGUGGAAGAGCGCCUCUUCUCAAACCGUGGAGUUACAGGCAGCGGAGUCAAAAUCCGUCACCAUAUCCUUCUCACCAAGUGAAGAAGGCACGUACGUCAUCAUUGGGUUCUGUUGGACGCUUAUGGGAUUAGAGGGGUAUUAUUACUUCGCCACGGAAACUUACAAGGCGAGUGACGAUGGCAGCAGCGAUAAUAGAAUUGGGGCCUUUGAGUAUGCCGUGGAGCACCCCAUGCCGAACGUGAAUUCACCGGCAAACAUGGAAAUUGAGGUUGCCCCGCCACAGGCGUGGAUCACUGCACGGCUGGACCCCGAACUUCCACCCUUCAUGCGGGACGGAGAGUAUUGCCAGACAACACUUGUCUUGACAAACGGGAGUUCAUACCGCACGGCACGCAGCAUUACAUUGCAACGCAGUCCGAAGAAUGCCCAUGUAGUCUGGAUGGAGCCUUUUGGCUUGGAGCGUAAUAUCGAUGCAGAGGCAACAUUUGUGUUGGAACAAGAACUUGCUCCAAAGACAAGCCUCACAUUGCCAAUGACGGUGCAAGCCCAUCAUAGCCAGGACUCAUCAUCGCGGUGCAAAAAUAACGUUUUUUUCCUUGUGGGAUACAUCUCAGGAACCGCAAAGGAAGAAGAUGCGCUCCCUUCUUUUUCUUCUUCCUCUUUUUUGGCGUCUUUGCGUUUUCAUCGAUUUUUUCGUCGUGUUGUUGUAAAAUCGGCUAUUUUGCUUUCAUCCAUGGUAUUGCCUCCUGCUAAUGUGACCAUGGCAACGGCAGUACUUAUCACGGCUAGUAACGUGUCCGAGGCACGAGAGCCACCAGUACGGGUGUCGCGUGUGAUGGUCAUUCACAGACCGCGAUGGCGUGUUGUCCCCACUUCUCUUGGGAAUCUUCUUGCAGAGAACGCGUUGGAUUGCAUCUUGUCAUCUGGUGGUGCCUUGUGCGUCCCGCUGAGCGUGGUGAGUGAAACACCAUCAUCAAAGGCAACACACACGGAUGCGACCGUUGUCCAUUCACGUAAGCUAAUAGAGGAGGUGUGCAUCCCACUCUCGUCGACGCUCGCUGCAACCUCGAGACGCAUCAUGGUGGAGGAAAAUAUCGGCGCCGGCGUUGUGGACUCCGAGAUGAAUUCAUACUUCAUGCGCUGCAGCUUCCGUGGGCCCGGGACCAUUGGUGAAGUGAAGGUUCCUGAAGGUCUUCCAUUUUACUUAGACAAGGCAGGCGCUGCGGGAAAAUCGGCAGGCAGUGACGAGGGUGCAGCCCAGAAACAAGAAGAGCAAAUUUAUCAUCCCCAUCACCAGCAAACACAGCGCCACUCAACAACGGUGGUCCCAGUUGUGGAGCCCUUUACACCCAUUUGUGUGGCGGUGGUUUGGGCGGUUGAGGAGAGGGGGCGGAUGUACAGCGGACAAAUGUUCCACUUUGUCGAUCCCGUUUGUUUCCUUUCAUCUUGUGAGUUUUCCGUGGGUGAAGCACACGAUAGACUGCAGGAGCAUCUCUGUGACUCGAUGAUAAAAGAUCAUACUCUUCAUCCGCAUCAUGGCGCAAUGUUCUACCACGUCGAAGUGCCGCAUACUGUGGAGACAACAGCGGACAACCCAGAUGUUGCCAUUAUUCCCGUCACGGUACAUUGUCGUUCGCUAGCCGCACAUCCUCUUCUUGUGACGGUGAAGACCACGAUGCCCGGUAGCCCUGAUGCUCUUCCGUCGCCCAUGUUGUCUCCUGUGCCUCUCACCUUUGUAGGGAAAACGAGUGUUGGGUUUUUGCUUUUACCCCAUGAAACUCAUCUGCUAAACUUCACGGCGUGCGCCUUUGCACCCGGUGUGGCGGAGUGCAAUCACUUUCAGGUGAGCGCUGUGGCACUGAAGCCCCCACAAGGUGAGACAUGCGGUUCAUGGAGGACAGGCACCUCGCAAAGCGCCUUGAUGAAACUCCUUGGAGAAAAUACAUCAUGCCUUGGAAGGAAUCCGAGCAUGACGGCAGGAGUAAGAGGUGGAGAAAUAAACGUUAGCGGUGGUGAUGGAAACAAGUGUGUUAGUAGUGGCGGUAAGGAUCAUUUAGGUGGUGUUGAAGAUUUAUUGAGGGAUGGCGUUCAAACGGUCAUUCUUGGCCACGGCAUGGCAGCCAUCACACAUGUUCUUUUUGUAUCCUUUUCAGUGGAGACCAGGAGGGUAGCAGCUGAGACGGUGGCUGCGAGGGCAAGGGCGUACCAAGAGGACGCCAAGAUAUAUGAGAAACAAUACAGGGAGUUUGAACACCGAAGAGCUCUUCUGAAUUUUUCUUCAGGCACAACGUUUCAAAAGGCAGAUGAUUUACUGGUGUUGUAUCCUCCCCGGGCACGCAAACUGGUGGAGGGGACACAGGACACGCCACAUGGCGCAGCUAUUGGUGUUUCAAUUGGGUCUGUGGGACAGGCCGACCCGUCGCCGUGGCAUGGAGACCGUGAAAUUUUAAGGGGAAUUGUCGGGUCGACCAGUGCAGUCAUGUUGGAGGCUGUUGGAACGACGUCCUCCUUGGUGACAGAUGGGGUUGUAGAAGUAGUCGCCGACGUUGAGGAACAAGAGAAUCAGGAGGGGCUACAAAACGUAACCGUGCCGUUGGAAGAUACGUCGAAAUCGGGAACGGAUGUAAGCUGUUCAAGCACAACGAGUACAGAUAUGUCCCUGGAAUCUACUGCAGAGCAAAAUCCAAACACUUCAUCGGAGGAGGUGUACCACACGACGCAGCAACAGUAG
Messenger RNA from Trypanosoma cruzi, 5361 nucleotides. RefSeq lists its product as uncharacterized. Gene Ontology annotation, biological process: protein localization to phagophore assembly site; endoplasmic reticulum to Golgi vesicle-mediated transport. The transcript has a single exon. Lineage: Eukaryota; Euglenozoa; Kinetoplastea; Trypanosomatida; Trypanosomatidae. Bases 1 to 5361 code for a protein of 1786 amino acids. The record is from RefSeq and is a predicted model, not a curated record. Gene Ontology annotation, cellular component: phagophore assembly site; cytoplasmic vesicle; TRAPPIII protein complex.